UCCAAAUGAAGUUUUGAUGUAAAUACGUGUCAGAGCAGAUGAUUCCAGAUAUAUGACAACCGUUAGAUCGUGAUCACCUCCAGACGUCUUCCUGAAUUCAACGGCGAUCCAUAGCACUUUCUGUUCAUCUGAGAUAAACUCGGAAGAGAGAGAGAGUUGGAGAAGAAGGGAAGAAGAAGAGGAGGAAGAAGAGGAGGAAGAGGAAGAAAAGAACCUUCUCUGAUCUUUUCAGGUCAAAAGAGCAACGUUUGGUUCUUCGGAAUCGAUCCAUAUCGACAUCUCUCUUUCAUUUCUUUUGUUUCUUCUUCUUCCAUCGUCUCUUUAGCUUCUGGAUAGAAGAAGAAACCAAAAGGAUUUGAAAGAAGAAAUUCUCGAGUCCGAGGAAUGAUCUAUCGAGACGAACAGUUGAGGGAAAAGGAUUGAUUUUUCCUCCAAUCGGGAGAAGUGAGGGUUUGUGAGAGUAAUGGAGAUCGAUAGCAUUGAGUGCAUAUCUUCAUCGGUUGGGAUGGAAAAUGAAGAGAUCCAAUCGUCUCAUCAUCCCAAAUACAUUUCAUCGACCAAAUCUCACAAUAAUGUUUUGCCCACAGCCGGAAUUGUCCCAACAAGUGUCCACGAUUUGCUCGAAUGCCCUGUCUGUACAAAUUCCAUGUACCCUCCCAUUCAUCAGUGUCACAACGGGCACACGCUGUGCUCAACCUGUAAAACAAGGGUACAUAAUCGGUGCCCUACAUGCAGACAAGAGCUUGGUGACAUACGCUGCUUAGCACUAGAGAAGGUUGCAGAGUCACUUGAACUACCUUGCAAACAUUAUGCACUGGGAUGCCCCGAAAUAUUCCCAUAUUACAGCAAACUCAAGCAUGAAGCUGUUUGUAACUUUAGACCAUAUAAUUGCCCGUAUGCUGGAUCUGAGUGUUCGGUGGUUGGGGACAUACCUCAUCUGGUGUCUCAUUUAAGGGAUGACCACAAGGUGGACAUGCACAAUGGAUCCACUUUCAACCAUCGAUAUGUCAAGUCUAAUCCUCGUGAAGUUGAAAAUGCAACGUGGAUGCUCACUGUCUUCCACUGUUUCGGACAAUACUUCUGCCUCCACUUCGAGGCCUUCCAGCUUGGGAUGUCCCCUGUUUAUAUUGCUUUCCUCCGCUUCAUGGGUGAUGAGAGUGAAGCACGCAACUACAGCUACAGCCUGGAGGUUGGUGCAAACGGUAGAAAGCUGAUAUGGGAGGGCACCCCAAGAAGCAUUAGGGAUAGCCAUCGCAAGGUAAGGGAUAGCCAUGAUGGACUUAUCAUUCAACGUAACAUGGCACUUUUCUUUUCUGGUGGGGACAGGAAGGAACUGAAGCUUAGGGUUACAGGGAGGAUAUGGAAGGAACCACAGCAUAACUCAGAUGCUGGAGUGUGCAUUCCUAAUCUAUGUACUACCUGAUUCUUUUAUUUUCUUAAUUUUUUGGGGGUAAUUAUUAUUCUCUGUAUUUGUGUAAUAUUGAGUGAGAAAGAGAAAUAGAGAAAUCUUCAGGUUUUAACUUGUGUUGUAACUUAUAAAGUUAUGCUUUCAAUGUACAUGACCACUGAAGUUCUACCUACUUUAUAAACAUAAUAUUACCCUCAUGGUAAAAGCCUUCAAUUGAGUAAUACUAUCUCCGUCCC
This is a messenger RNA of Cuscuta europaea, 1644 nucleotides long. The record is from the annotation of a GenBank genome assembly. Lineage: Eukaryota; Viridiplantae; Streptophyta; Magnoliopsida; Solanales; Convolvulaceae.